Messenger RNA from Acipenser ruthenus (sterlet), 8394 nucleotides. Its product is annotated as PH domain leucine-rich repeat-containing protein phosphatase 2-like. The record is from RefSeq and is a predicted model, not a curated record. NCBI's taxonomy places the organism in Eukaryota, Metazoa, Chordata, Actinopteri, Acipenseriformes, Acipenseridae. Bases 277 to 4587 code for a protein of 1436 amino acids. The transcript is spliced from 19 exons. Gene Ontology annotation, molecular function: protein binding.
GCGUCAUAGGGAGUGUAUGCUAUAUGAAUAAUUCAGCGUCCGUCAUAUUCUGCCCUGUAAGCUCGCUCUCUCCACCUCAUGAAUAUUCACGUCUAUCUUUCUCAUGUAUAUUGAUUAUGUGUCUAUCUGACAGCGCAAACCCGUAGCUUUCAGUCUUGUUAUGGCGUCUAAUCAAGUCUGAUGUGUUGUAUUUCCCUCUCUGCUGCGUUUGUGCGUUGGAAUUUCCCAGAUGUUAGCCGGUUUAUUUUGUGUUUAAUUAUAGAGAUUGUAAUGUAAAUGGAGGAAGAAGAGAUUGCGGCGGGGGCUGUACCGGGUCCCGAAUCAGACCGAGACAAACAGAGAGGUGUCAGAGACAGGGGGUCUUAUUCGGCUGCACUGCCCGGCACUGAGCUUCAUAAAACGGGGUCGAGUCAAGGAGCAGCUCACGGCGACAACACUGGAUCAGGGACAUUAGGAAGGGGGAUACGGGUAUUGAAGAGCAACAUGAAGCGGAACAGGAGCCGCAGCUGUGUGACACCAAAGAGCCGGUUUGGGUCUCGGGAGCGAGACUGGCUGAAGGAGGAUCCUCGGAGAGGCUGUGUGUUCUUGCACGGGGGUGGUGACCCCCAGCCGCCCUGCUCCUCCGGCCCCCCCUCCUCCUCUACCUCACAGUCAGACCUGCGCCUGGUCCUGUGCACCACCGACACCACUGCUGCGGAGCUCUGUGCACAGGGUGAUAGUGAGGGGCUCUACCUGCAGCUGCAUGGGGAUCUCAUCAGGAGGCUGGACCCCAGUGAGCGCCCUCUCCAGAUGGUGUAUGAUUACCUGGCAGCAAUGGGCUUCGAGGACCCACUCCGCAUACAGAACGAAGCUGCUAACUCUGACCUCAGCUGCAUGAUGCGCUUCUACAGCGAGAAGCCUUGCAGCGUGGAUCAACUAGAGCGCAUUUUGCUGAAGGGGGUGUUUAGCGUCCGCAAGGGCAAGACACAGCUGCAAAAGUGGGCAGAACGGCAGGUCAUCCUGUGUGGCACCUGCCUCAUUGUGGCCUCCGUCAAGGACAGCCUCACGGGGAAGAUGCACAUCCUGCCUCUCGUAGGGGGCAAGGUAGAGGAAGUGAAGAGAAGACAACACUGCCUCAUGUUCAGCUCAGCGGGACCUCAGUCUCAAACAUACUUUGUCAACUUUGAUUCGCUGUCUGACUACCAGAGGUGGUAUCGACAGGCGUCCAAAGUGGUGUCUCAGACAGUGAGUGUAGUGGACCUGUCCUGUGAAAGCCUGGAGGAAGUCCCGGAGUGCCUGUUCUACAGCCAGGACAUCACACACCUCAACCUGCGGAACAACUUCAUGAGGCCUGACAGGACAGAGGGGCUUCACAGCCUCAACAGGUUUUCUCAGAUAAAGAGUUUGAAUCUCUCCCACAAUCGCCUGGGUUCCUUUCCUGAGUCUUUGUGUGAGAUCCUCACGUUAACCGAACUCAACCUUUCUUGCAAUGGGAUUCGCUCACUCCCUGCCCAGAUUGAGAAUCUGCACAGCUUACAGACGCUAUCUCUGGAUGGGAAUCACCUGAGCUUGUUGCCAGAGGAGCUGGGCGGCCUGUCACAGCUUAGUAGCCUGGGGCUUUCCUUUAACAACUUCUCCGAGAUCCCUGCUGUGCUGGAGAUGCUCAGUGCCGUCGACAGGCUGGCCAUGGCUGGGAACUGUCUCGAAAGCCUGGACCUGGGCACCCUGAGCAGAAUGAGCCACUUCAAGCACAUAGACCUCCGUUUGAAUGGGCUAAAAGCGGUUGUGAGUCGGGGGGUGGAGACAUUGAAGCACAUCACGCACAUGGACCUGCGUGACAAUCGUCUCUCAGCGCUGGACCUCAGUUCGGCCUGCAGUCUUGAGCAGUUGCACUGCCAGCGCAACAGCCUGGGGGCGCUCACGCUUAGCGGCUUCGCCCUCCGAGCCCUGCACACCAGUGCCAACCAUCUGAUGAAUGUAAACAUCUACCCUGUACCCAAUCAGUUAACUUACUUGGAUCUUUCACGGAAUUUGCUGGAGUACCUGCCGGACUGGGUGUGUGACACCAGGAAAAUCGAAGUGCUGGAUGUGAGUCACAAUCUGCUCACUGAACUCCCUGGCAGGCUCUUGAGCAGUCUGAGUCUUAGGAAACUGCUUGCGGGGCACAACCAGCUCCACAGCAUGCCUGACCUCCUGGACCACAUCCCCCUGGAGGCCCUCGACCUCCAGCACAACAAGCUAGGCGAGCUCCCAGAAAGUCUCUUCUAUAAGGCCUUAAAUCUAAGGUACGUGAACGUGUCUGCAAACUCACUGGAGACUGUGCCCCCCAGCAGUCUCAGUGUCCUCCAAGAGCUCUACCUCACCAGCAACAACCUGAAUGAGCAGUGCGCCGCCCUGCUGGCUGGACACCAGAAUCUCCGGGUGCUGCACAUUGCCUACAACCAGCUGCAAUCCUUCCCACCCAGCAAGCUGACAAAGUUGGAGCUGCUGGAGGAGCUGAACCUUAGCGGGAAUAAGCUAAAGACAAUCCCCUCCACUGUGGCCAACUGCAAGAGACUGCACACCCUGAUCGCUCACUCCAACCACAUCAGCGUCUUCCCAGAGAUACUCAACCUGCCAGAGAUCAAGUUGGUAGAUCUGAGCUGUAACGAGCUGACAGAGAUUCUCUUGCCUGAUUUGCUGCCCCCAACCCUCCAAGAACUGGACCUGAGUGGGAACACCAACCUCAUCCUGGAGCACAAGACCCUCAACAUUUUUAGCCAUAUUGCCACUCUGAAACUGGACCAGAAGCCUUUGAUGUCGGCAGGAGAGUCCAUGGGUUCCUCAACGCUUUGGAACCAUGGAUACUCUGAAAUGACGGGCCAGAGGAACAAGCUGUGUGUGUCUGUGCUGGCAGUGGACAGUUUUGGGGACAGUGUGGAGGCAGCAUAUGGGAUCUUUGACGGCGAUCGCAAUGAGGAGGUCCCGCGUCUGCUGCAGUGCACCAUGGGAGAUGUGCUGUCGGAAGAGAUCCAGCACUCUAGCAUUGACACCGUCUAUAUGAGCAACACCUUCCUCAGCUCACAUCGGAAACUGGGAAUGGCUGGUCAGAAGCUGGGAGCUUCAGCCCUGCUCUGCUACAUCCAACACAACCCUGGUGACCCUGGCAGUUAUUUCAGCCUGACCCUGGCCAAUGUGGGCACGUGCCAGGCUGUGCUGUGCCGGGAUGGGCAACCCCUGCCACUCUCCAGGGUCUUUAGCCUAGAGCAAAGCGCUGAGGAGACCGAGCGUGUCAAACUGAGCAAGGCCAUCAUUACAGAGGACAACAAGGUGAGCGGAGUGACGUGUUGCUCCCGUCUGCUGGGCUGCUCCUACCUGUCUCCCUGGGUUCUCCCUAAACCCUGGGUGCGGACCGAGCCCCUGUGUUCCCAGGAUGAGUUCCUGAUUCUGGGGAACCGGGCCCUGUUCGAGCGGGUCUCCUACCAAGAAGCCGUGUGCACCGUGCAGGCGGUUCGAGACCCGCAUGCUGCUGCUAAAAAGCUGUGCACCCUGGCCCAGAGCUAUGGAUGCCGGGACAAUGUGGGCGCCCUUGUGGUGUCCCUUCAUAUCGGGGAGGACAGCUGCACCUGUGAGCUCCCCCUGUCUACUGCAGCGAGCGGAGGAGGAGGGAGGAUCUACCCCACUGCUGUGCCCCUGGGGGAUCCUGCAACCCCUUCCACUAGCAGCGGCAUAGCUUCAGAGUUCAACAGCGAAAUGUCUGCCUCAGAGGUAGGGAGUGAGGCCGGGUCGAUCGCCUCUGACGAAAACCCUGCUGCUGGACUAGCUUCCAGACCAGAGCGCCGAUGCAGCCUCCAUCCGACGGUUUGUGGAAUUGGAGGAUUUGGAGGUGGAGGCAACAAUCUGGGGCUGUUUCAGAGGCAGCCCUCCUGCGCCACCUUCUCCAGUAACCAGUCAGACAACGGGCUGGACAGUGAUGACGAGGCCCCACUAGAUGGCGUAAUUUCUAAUGGGAGCAAGUUGGAAGUGGAGGUGGAUAUCCACUGCUGUGCGUUCCGGGUGAAGGGCGGGGCUCCUGAGGGGAAUGGGGGGCAGGAGACUGUAGAGGAGCGGCGAGGGUUCGCACUCCGGCUCUCGGAGGACAUAGGCAGUUGCGUCACAGCAGGAUUUGGGUGCAGGAUGCGGCGUCAGAACAGUGUGGUGGUGGCUGCUAAUGGCUGGCUCCACUCUGUGAGCAGUAAAGAGACUUCCGAUCUUAAAAAGUCCCCGUCCACCUCCAGUCUCUUUGGGAAGAAGCUGUCUAACGGCUCAGUGGUCACGGUAGAGGAGAGCCACAACCUCAUCGAAGUGGCCCUGGAGGCCCCCAAGAAGAAGUCAGGCUACUUUGCUGCCCCUGCCCAGCAGGACCCUGAGGACCAAUUGGUGGUGCCGCCUGGUUUGGAACAGGAUGUUUGGGAGCAGCUGAGACAUCUCAAUCCAAACCCUGGCCCCCCACCCACUCAACCAGCUCCCACCACAGGAGACCCAGACUGGGAUCAUCCCCAUCUAAAUAGUCAACAGCAGCAGCUGCAGCAGCCUUGGGAUGCCAGCGGCCUUGCGCUACAGCAGGAGGUGUAUGACACUGCACUAUAGAGGGCAGCCAAACACACACAUAGAGUCUGGGUUCAAAUAAAAACCUGCACUGGAAUGGCCCCCUGGUGACAGAUUUGGCCAUCCAUGACAUGCAAAGAUGGAAGGAGAGUAUAGGAGGGUGAUCUUUGUACAAUAAAGGACUAAGCCAUUCCUACCAAGUUGUCAGACUGGACCUAGGCAGAAGAAAAGCCCAGGCUAUAGCAAGGCUGUCUGGGGAAAGACGAAUGUUAUUUAUUGAACUCUGUGUGGGGUGGAGUAAAAAGCUUUACUCUGGUAAUUAAACCACAGCUCUAGAAACCCUUUAAUAUUCAAAUAAAAAGUACUCUGCCAACUUUUAACUGGAGAUGUAUUUGUUCGAGAAAAUAAAUCUUAAAGCAUAGAGAUCUUAAUAUAUUAAAUUCAUAACCAAGUAUAUUUUUACCUACUGAUGCAAGAAAGGUGUGUUAGUACUGUAUGUAAAUUGUGAUAAGGGUACUCAUGAUAUUAAGAAAAAAAAUAUUCUAAGGUGUACACAUUUCAUAUAGAUUAGUUAAUUUCUUAAGUAAUUAUCAAUUUAAGUAGAGAGGAUGGAGGGAAUGUGCCACAGUUACUAUAAGAUACUGUGAAAAACAUAUACAAAACCCAAAGCCAUUUAUUUUUUGCUGUAUAUAUAUAUACAGUACACCAAGGGCUGGUUUUUCAAAAUUUGUAAUCUGGAUCAAAGUGCUCCGGAUUUUGUAAUCCUAUAUUUCUUGAUUGAGAUUCCUUUAAAAAAAACAUAUUUCGUAAUCAAUUAUUUGUAAUCUUAAUACAGCAGUGACGUUUUCUGAAAAGACGGAUCAAAAUGAUCCAGAUAAAAGUAAUCUCGAUCACAAAAAAUAGAGGAUUCCAAAAUCCAGAUUACUUUGAUCCAAGUUACAGGUUUUGAAAAACUGGCCCCAGAGGUGUGAGGGAAUUGUUUUUUUAAUGCAAAUAUAAAACUGAGCAACAGUGACAUCUACUGGCAAGAUGGAUGUAUUACUGGGAUUGCUGGGGUUUCUUUUGCUCCUUGACAAUGAUAUUUUACACAGAUCUUAGUGAAAGUUCACAUACCCUUGUAAUUAUCAGAUUUAGAGAAUUAUUUUCUAUGACAGCAUGAAAAUUGGAUUUUAAAAGUGCAGCGUUCCACAGGGUUUUAAGAAUAAUUGUAAAUAUUGAAUCUAGUGAUGCUGGUACAGUUAGAACUGAGGACCAGCAGACCAUGUGAAAUACUGGUCUGUGUUGGAAAUAGUUCCAAGAGCAUGAUUGUGGGACACUGCAGUUUUAAAAGAGAGGGCUGGAUCCUUGAUAAAUUGUCAUAGCCAGAUUUACUAUCAUCCAUAUAUGGUUACUGUAAACCCCUUUAUGACUGUGGCCUCUCUUUUAGCUUACAGUAUAUUCAAUAACCCAUUCUAAGUCUGUGUGGUGGUAUCAAAAUCUCUUUGUUGGGCACAAUCAAAUACUUCUCUCAACUCUUGCACUUUUCCGUUGAGAUAGUAUGUGCAAAUUCAACAUAAUGUCAGGUAUAUGCAAAAAGCGUUGUUAAACUGUAAUGUGAUGCAAUAUUCAUAGCCACUACUGCAAUCAUGUGUAAAGAGUGACAGAAUUGCACUGAAUGUGAGUGACCUGCAAAUACAGGCUGCCAUUCAUAGAGCUCAGUGACACCUGAGUUUAAGAUGGUCUGAAAUUUGUUUUAAUAGUCUAUUCAUAAAACCUACUGAAGGUGGUUUAUUUUUUAUUUAUAUACCGAACAUUUGAAACAGAUAAUACAUUUUAUAAGGUGUAUCAGAUCCCCGAUAUCUGUCAAACUUUGGGGAUAACAAAUGCACAGCUCAAAUCGCUGUCAAUGUUCAUUGCUUGUUCUCAUGAACUAUUAUCGGUACACAAAAAUAAGGAGGUGUUAAUAUCAAAACUAAAGUGUUUACAUUUUUUUAAAUAUCAUCUCUAUUAUGAAUAGGUUAUAAAAUAACAUUAUUUUAAGAUGCUGUUAUUUUAGUAUCAUCAUGUUUCAUAAAUGGCAGCCUAAGAAUGGAUUUGUCAGUGGUUCUAUGUGGGUUUAGUAUAGAACACCUCUGUGUACUGUGAUAUAGUGAGUACAUAACUGAGGACAGCAAUUUUAUUUUUGUUAAUGCAUGAGAGGAUCAAACACUGUAGAAGCACUUUGUGUAUAUAUUUGAAUGAAAUUAUAUAUAUAUAUAGCUCUAUCAAAUAUUUAUACAAGUGCACAUGAACUCAUAGAAGUUAAGAUUGUUGUGGCUUUUAUUGGUCACUUAGAUUUGCCAAAUCUUCUCUAAGAGAAAGCAGCCAAUCAAGCUAAUGCUUACUGUACAUGAGCCGAUUAUUGUUUUUAGUUUUUUUUUUAUUGUGUACGUGUGUAUUUGCACAUGGAUUGCAUUUUCUCCAGUGCGGUUUACUGUAAUACUCAAUAAAGAAACUGUCAUGUUGGUAAUCCCCAUUGUUCUCUUGAACAGUUCUCAUUAUGUAUAGGGAAAAGAUUGGACAAGCGCCAACAGUUUGAUGCAGGGUGAUCCAACAUAUAAAAAGUCUGCCGUUUGUAUAUUCAGAAUUUAUACACCGUGGCCAAGAAAUAUGGAGAUAUCUGGGGAGGGGAGGCAUUUAGAUUGUUUCUUGUUUACUGUCAAGUUCUAUCUCAUUUAAUCGUACCAAAUAGAUUACAUGCAUUCAUGCUAUCUGCAAAUCAAUAUAAUAAAUUUAAUGUGGUAGAAAGGUGAAGCAAGUAAAAAAAAAACAGAAAAUCAUUGUAGCUAAUCAGGAACAUAUGAUAAAAGUAACGCAUAAAGUGUAAUGGAAUACUGUGAAUUUUAAGUUAAAAGUGAUCCUUCUGUAGUAGAAAUCCACUACCUACGUUUUGAACUUCAGGCCUCUAAAUACUGUACAGUAUAUAAUGUGCAAAUGCCUUUAACCACACAGGGAAAAGUACAAUUCUUACAUAAGAAAUGAUAUAGUAUAUAUACUCUGUGCAUAUAUGCUUUUAACAUACAGGGACUUCAGAGCGGUUUUAAAAUGAAAAAAAUAUAUACUUGUUUAUGUACAAUUAUAAAAAAUGUUUAAAAGCAAAAGCUAUAUUGCAUCUUAAAAACUGCUUAAACAGCGACCAAAGUUGUUCCAUUUUUUUUUCUAAAGGUGCUUAAAUAUUUUUUCUGUAAGCCAACAAAGUUGAGGAUUAUUUUUGAACUUCACUGUCUCACACAGAUGUAUAGCUCCACCUCUUAGCUGAAUUUAGGUUUUAAUUAAGUUGAGGAAAUGUGAUCUGUGUUUUUAUCAAGUUAAACUUCCCAAGUGCUGAAGCGAUGAUUGCUUUUUUUUUUUUUUUUUUUUUUAACGUGUAUAUUGUGAUCCAUCUUGGUAGGUAACUUCAGGUUUAAGUUUACUCAUUAUUUGCUCUGUUCAUAUGCAAUUCUAAUUAUUAAUGUAUUUAGUGUUUCAGGAAUGUCAUACAUGUGAUUCAUUUGUACAAAGUUAAUGUUUUAUGUUUAUAUUAGAACAAGGUAUUGUUUUAAAUAACUGAAGCAUACAAGAUAUUUUUAUGUUUUUAUAUUUUAGCAUGCAGAGACAUACUGUUUAAUUUAUUACUAAUGGAGAUUGUCUUCUCUAUUGGAUGUCAUUCGUUUACAGAAAUUGAGAGCAUUGCUGUUCCACAGCGUGGAUUUGCUUUCCUUGUGUUUGGGGAGCAGAUGAUGGAUCAUGAUUGCACUUGAAAUGCUGCUACAUAGAUAACGUUAAGAGGAAAAGGUGUAUUUUUUAUUAACCUUUUAGCCAAAGUAGCAAUAAAACAUUUAUACUGUGAAA